Messenger RNA from Hansenula ciferrii, 1725 nucleotides. It is a transcript of the gene AIP1, whose product is annotated as Aip1p. Gene Ontology annotation, molecular function: actin filament binding. The record is from RefSeq and is a predicted model, not a curated record. NCBI's taxonomy places the organism in Eukaryota, Fungi, Ascomycota, Saccharomycetes, Phaffomycetales, Wickerhamomycetaceae. Gene Ontology annotation, cellular component: cortical actin cytoskeleton. Gene Ontology annotation, biological process: positive regulation of actin filament depolymerization; actin filament depolymerization. Bases 1 to 1725 code for a protein of 574 amino acids. The transcript has 2 exons.
AUGUCAAUUGAAAGAGAAGCUAUAUGGGCACCAUUGCCUAACACCACCAGAGCAGUGACAACACACUUAUCCUAUGAUAAAAAAUCAGAUAGAAUUGCAUCUGUUGAAAAUCCAGAAGAAUCCGUUCAAUUCACAAACCAUACUUAUAACACUUCAGUGGCAAAAUUUUCACCUUCAGGUUUUUAUAUUGCUUCAGGUGAUGAAUCUGGUAAUGUCAAGAUUUGGGAUACCGUAGGUGAAGAUUUAAUCGUUAAAGGUGAAUAUCAAAUCAUCAAUGGUCGUAUUAAUGAUAUUGCAUGGGAUGCUGAUUCUCAAAGAAUCAUCGCUGUGGGUAAUGGUAAAGAACGUUAUGGUCAUGCAUUCACUUGGGAUUCUGGUAAUACCGUUGGUGAAAUUUCUGGUCAUAGUGCACAAAUUAAUGCCGUUACUAUUAAACCAAAUAGACCUUAUAGAGCUGCUACUGUGGGUGAUGAUUCUUCAUUGGUUUUCUUUCAAGGCCCACCUUUCAGAUUUGAUUCAAGUUCAAGAGGUAAUCAUACAAAUUUUGUUAGAGAUGUUAAGUAUUCACCAAAUGGGGAAUUUUUGGUAAGUGUUGGUGCUGAUAGAAAUAUUGUUGUUUAUGAUGGUAAAACUGGUGAAUUUGUUAAAAAAAUUGGUGAAGGUAAACAUGAUGGUGGUAUUUUUGCUAUAAGUUGGAUUAAUGAAGAAAAAUUUGUUACAUCUUCAGCAGAUGCUACAAUUAAAUUAUGGAAUGUUAAAGAUGGUGAAUUAUUGAAAACUUGGACAUUAGAUAGAAAAUUAGAAAAUCAACAAGUUGGUGUUAUUGCCACUGAAAAAUAUAUUAUUGGAUUAUCCUUUUCUGGUGAUUUAAAUUAUUUCACUGAAGAUUCAGAAACACCUGUUAAAACUAUUCAAGGUCAUCAAAAAUCGAUUACUGCUUCAACUUUAACAUCUAAUGGAUUAAUAACUGGUAGCUAUGAUGGUAGAAUUAGUAAAUGGGAUUUAAAAACAAGUUCAGCAACUUAUGAACCAGGUCAUUCAAAUUUAAUUGCAGGUUUCGCUAAUGUUGAUAAUGAUUCAGUUUAUUCAGUUGGUUGGGAUGAUACUAUAAAAUCAUUAGAUGGAUCUAAAUCAUCAUCAUUACCAGGUCAACCAAAAGGUGUUUCAUCAUCAGAGAAUCUUGUUGCUAUUGUCACUGAAGAAGAACUUGUUGGGUUUUCAAAAGGUUCAGAAAUUUUUAAAGUUUCAUUACCAUCAACUGCAACUUCAGUUGGUGUUUCACAAGAGUAUAUUGCAGUUGGAUUCCAAAAUAAUAACAUUAUUUUAUUUAACUCAUCAAUAGGUUCAAAAGAAUUUGACUUACCACCAACAAGAGCUUCACCAAGUUAUUUAUCAUUUUCACCAAACGGUGAAUCUUUAGCAGUUGGUGAUGUUUCAGGUAAGAUUAUCUUGUAUAACGUUACCAAAAGGGAAAUUCAAACUUCAAGAUGGGUUUUCCAUACAGGUCGUAUAAAUUCCAUUUCAUGGAAUAAAGACAAUAAUAAAGUUGUUAGUGGAUCAUUAGAUACAAAUAUUAUUGUUUAUCAAGUUGAUAAACCAAUUAAAAAUUUUAAAUUCUUAGGUGCUCAUAAAGAUGGUGUUAAUACAGUGGAAUGGAUUAAUGAAAAUGAAAUCAUUAGUGGUGGUAAUGAUUCUACAUUAAAAAAAUGGAUAUUAAAAGCUUGA